AUGGGUCGUACCGGGGCCAAGGUCAAGAAGGGCGGACUGGGCAACGCCCUCGUGCGCACGCAGAAGAAGACGUCGGCUAUCAACGUCAAGGACGUGACUUCCAGUGCUGGCAAGCACGUGUCCGAGCGCGAUGGCGGCGACGCGUCUGUGGCGCUGGCCUCGUACCUCGAAGGCUCGUCAUUGGACGAUUUCCUGGCUAGUGCGGUGCUGUCCAACCGCGAGUUCACGGCCGUGAAGGAGAGCAUUGUGCUCAUGGACGAGGCAGACACGGGGCUGCAGCUGGUGGAGAGACAGAAGACCGUGGUGCCGGAAAUGACGUUUACAGAGAUGAAGGUGCCGCGACGGCCCAAGUGGGACGCAUCGACGACGGCUGAGGAGCUCAAUCGCUUGGAGAAGGAGAGUUUUCUUGAGUGGCGUCGUGAUAUUGCCUUAUUGGAGGCUUCGUCGGACCAUCUGGAGGUAACUCCGUUUGAAAAGAACUUGGAGGUGUGGCGUCAACUGUGGCAUGUCCGCGAGCGGAGUGAUGUCAUAGUGCAGAUCGUGGACGCUCGCAACCCGCUGUUUUACCGAUCGACGGAUCUCGAUGCAUACGCAAAGGAAGGCGAGACUUCUCGACGCACUCUGUUGAUUGUAAACAAGUCAGAUUUCCUGAACGACCGUCAACGGACCACCUGGGGAGAUUACUUCACCGCAGAAAACAUCAGCUUUGUGUUCUUCUCGGCCAAGAAGGCUCAGGAUGAAAUCGAUGAGGAGGCGAAGAGCUUGCGACAGAGUGAGAGAAAUGCUGAGAGUCACAAUGAAUACGACCAAGACCAAGUGGUACCUGCAGAGGCACCACAUGCUGCAGAAGACAAGGUUGUCGAUGAUGAGGAGACUAGCCCGUAUCCUGUGCUAUCGCGUGUUGAUCUGCUAGAGUACGUGACCCAUAUUGCUACCGAGGUGCUGGACGAGGUGGGUGUGCGAGUAAAGGACAAGGGUUUGAUCAAGUUUGGUAUGGUGGGCUUUCCCAAUGUCGGAAAGAGCUCGGUGAUCAACGCACUGCUGGGUGCGUCGACUUAUUCGCACAAAACUCAGCGUGUUGCUGUCGGUGCUACUCCUGGCAAGACGAAACACUUUCAGACCAUGAUUCUGUCCGACAAAAUCAUGCUGUGUGAUUGCCCCGGUCUCGUCUUUCCAAGCUUCGUCAACUCGAAGGCUGAGAUGUGCUGUUGUGGCGUGCUGCCUCUCUCGCAGCUUCGUGAUCACGUCUCGCCGUGCCAACUCUUGUGCCACCGGAUCCCGAAGCGAGUGUUGGAACGAACGUACGGAAUCAAGAUCCCUACGUCCAAGACAGCGAAGGAGACGGAUCCCGUUGGCAUUUAUGCACUCCUCGAGUCUUACGCCCGCAACCGUGGCUACACGACAACGGGUAAAGGAGGACCCGACACCUCGCGCGCAGCACGCGACAUCUUGCGACACUAUGUCAAUGGUCGACUGCUGUACUGCCAUCCUCCGCCGAAUGUAUCGGAUCCCUCCACCUUCGACAUCCACGUGCUCGCUGAGGCUCAGUUUCCCGACCUCACCGAGCUUCCCGUCGAAGAGAUCACUGAAGACGGCGUUGAUGAGGAGAUUAGUCCAUCGACCGAGUCAACGGAUGGAAAGGAGGAUCUGGAUUUUGACACGAUUGCCGAAGACAAGUCCGUUGUGAGUAAGCGGCUGAAGAAACACGGCCGCAAAGGACGCAAGGGACGCGAUAAAAACCCGUACGAAGACUCGGAUCUGCCGGGUGGUGGCUCUGGUGUUCACAUGAACUCGGGCGGCAAGAAGAAAAACCGCCGACCGUAA
Molecule: messenger RNA, 1824 nt
Organism: Peronospora matthiolae
Lineage: Eukaryota; Oomycota; Peronosporomycetes; Peronosporales; Peronosporaceae
Source: the annotation of a GenBank genome assembly